Messenger RNA from Sporothrix schenckii 1099-18, 273 nucleotides. RefSeq lists its product as uncharacterized. Bases 1 to 273 code for a protein of 90 amino acids. The record is from RefSeq and is a predicted model, not a curated record. The transcript has a single exon. NCBI's taxonomy places the organism in Eukaryota, Fungi, Ascomycota, Sordariomycetes, Ophiostomatales, Ophiostomataceae.
AUGCUCCGUGAGAUCGACCGCUGCCGUCAGCCGCUGUCAACCACCACACAGCUGCACAGCGAGCGCACGUGGCGUCGUUGGGCGCCUGCAAUUGGCGGAGGCGCGGUUGUGGCGCGGCCGGCAGGCUGGAAGCAACGUCGUAUGUCGCACGGAGGACGGACCUUCGGCACCGUCAAAUGGUCCGGAAUGUUGCUGCAGCGUACAUUAUGUACGAAGAUACAGUUCCCCCGCGCUAGCCAGUACCUGCACAAGAAGUGGAGCCUGGGCGACUAA